AUGUCUCCUGUCCCUGCUCCUAUCCUGCGCGCGCUCUCCCUAACCGACCCGUCCAAGGUCAGCCUCUCCACCUCCGGGCUAGGGUCCGGCUUCACCAGCACAGGCGCCAUCCGAGCACUCGUCCCGACGGAUAAUGGCACCGAAGAAGAACGACGAUACUUUUUCAAAACUUCGAACAACGGCAAAGCUGCCGAGGAGAUGUUCCGGGGAGAGUACGAGUCCCUGAACGCGAUUGCCGGCUCCGUUCCAGGCUUCUGUCCGCGCGCGCUGGCCUGGGGCGCGCUGGAUGAAGGCAGCAGUCGGCCGAAGAAAUUCUUCCUUGCAACGGAAUUCCUUGAUCUUAGUGGUGCCAUGGGCCGCACCACUGGUGACGAGACCACCCCUACCACACUGGCACACCGACUCGGGAAGCUUCAUACGACGCCCGCACCCGCGGACCCGGAGACGGGGCGCCGGCGCUUUGGUUUUCCGGUGCCGACAUUCUGCGGCGACACAAAGCAGCCCAACCAUUUUUCUGAUAGCUGGGCGGAUUUCUACGCGAACGAGCGCCUCCUCCGGAUCCUGGCUACGUCGGAGGAACGCAAUGGGCGCGAUCCCCAGCUGCGCAACCUCGUUGAGAAAACUGCCCACUCGGUUGUGCCACGACUGCUCGGAGAUGAUCACCUGGGGUAUAAUUCCCGUGGUGAGGGAGAAAGGAUAGUGCCUGUAGUGGUGCAUGGGGAUCUAUGGAGUGGAAACGCCGACUGCGGACGCAUUGUCGGCGGUCGCGAUGACAAGCCCGCCGACGUGGUGUACGACCCAUCAGCGUGCUAUGGGCACAGUGAGUUUGAUUUGGGCAUUAUGCACAUGUUUGGUGGGUUUUCGCCGCGCUUCUUCGAUCAGUAUCAUCGGGUUGUGCCCAAGACCGAGCCAGUGGAAGAGUACAACGACCGCGUGGAAUUGUAUGAGUUGUAA
Messenger RNA from Penicillium alfredii, 954 nucleotides. Its product is annotated as putative fructosamine-3-kinase. Lineage: Eukaryota; Fungi; Ascomycota; Eurotiomycetes; Eurotiales; Aspergillaceae. The record is from RefSeq and is a predicted model, not a curated record. Bases 1 to 954 code for a protein of 317 amino acids. The transcript has a single exon.